GCUGUGUCAGAUGCAAUGCCGAGUCUCGUUGUCGGGGAGCCUACCAGGACGUUAUGGAUCUUCACCACCGCUCACAAGUCCUGAAUCUGUCGAACUGGAUCAAACAUGAUAGCAUCAGGGCCUCUCGUCCCGCUCAUUGGCGGACUGCGGGGUAUGCUGUUGCUUCCUGUGCCGCUCUGUGAUGCAGUCUAAGCGUUAAGGAAGCUUCACAUUGGCUGUGUUGCGUAACAGCAUGCUCGGGAGUACAGACGCCGCUCAGGAAGUGCGCGCUUACCUGGUUGCAGUGUUUGUUGUUGCCGGCAGUGGCAGACAGGCGCGCUUCCCAAGACUACAUCACAAUCGCGGUGCCUCUGCUGCCGAAGACGCGCCUGUCGUUAAUACCGCAAGCGUGGCUGUUCAUCGCGCGAGGGGAUUUUGUGAUCGCGAGCGCUUCAUUGCAUGCUGUGGGCAGUUCAAGAUGUGGGGCGGGGCGCGGCCGCACGGCGCGUCGAGAUCGUUGGCGGAGCGCAGCUUCGCAGCUAUCGAUGGGGAAUCGUCGUUGCGCUGAUGUUGCUCGCGUUGCGUGGUACUGACCCAGGCGCGGCUGAGCUUGAC
Molecule: messenger RNA, 594 nt
Organism: Didymella exigua CBS 183.55
Lineage: Eukaryota; Fungi; Ascomycota; Dothideomycetes; Pleosporales; Didymellaceae
Exons: 1
Coding region: 233-547 (104 amino acids)
Source: RefSeq, a predicted model, not a curated record